This is a messenger RNA of Pomacea canaliculata, 1417 nucleotides long. RefSeq names its product centrosomal protein of 55 kDa-like. The transcript has 2 exons. The coding region runs from base 621 to 1319 and encodes 232 amino acids. Lineage: Eukaryota; Metazoa; Mollusca; Gastropoda; Architaenioglossa; Ampullariidae. The record is from RefSeq and is a predicted model, not a curated record.
ACUCAUGUGAUUCGAUCAUGGAUUUAGAAGUGGUGUAGUGACCAAAGGAGUAGAAGAAGCAAUUUCCUCACGUGGCUCCUCUGUCAUAAGAAAUUGAAGCCCAGACAUCUAAUAGGAUUCACGAUGGCUCAAAGUACAUUUCCAAGGUUUCCUCGCGGCAGACUCUCUCAGAGACUGCUCGACUGCCUUCAAAACAAUUCGGUAUUUUUGCAGGAAAAUUUGGAUGCGGUUUCUAUAGUCAACGAACUGUAUGCCAAUAUGAUCUUAGAUGAAAACGAAAGAGAAAAUAUCCUAGGACUGGAAAGUUGUCGAAAUUCUCGUCAAGAGCAAAGCCGCCGCUUAUUGAGCAAACUCACCAUGCGAACAGACAGAGGUUUUAAAGCAUUUUUGCAAGCUUUACGUGACACUCGCCAUGAAGGUGCUUUCAGAAGAAUCCAAGAAUGGCUGAGUAGCAACAUGAGUAGCUCAUCGGACACAAGGGUUGAAACACAGGAAGAUACUUCAGCAGAAUCUGAACACCCUGAACUACCCUCACCGAUUCAGCCAAGCAAGAAGCUCUUAGCCAGCUCCAAGGUCGUAUUGGACAUGUUGAAAACAGACUGGACAUCCUAAGUACUCGAAUGACUAGGCUGGACCCUACAUCUUCGCAGCAGCAACAGAAAGAUGAAGCAGACGAGCUUCGCAGAAAACUGGAAGAAGCCAGACAAGAAAUAGAAAAUCUGAAGCACCUACUCGACUACAAAUCGCAGGAUCUCGAAAAAGCUUUUGAAGAGGUAACUAAACUAGAGGAGCAUAUCACAAAACUGAAAGAAGAGCAGAAAGAACUAGAAGACAAACUACGCAUGGAAAAAAAACUGCGGAAAGAUCUGGAGAAACAAAUUAAAAAUCAUGAAAAGAAAAUGAAAGAGCAAGACGAUAAGAUAAAAAUCCAAGACAUCACAAUAAAGGACAAGGCGAAGAAAAAUAAGAUUGAUAAAAACAAACUCUUAGAGCAAAUGCACAACAUGGAAAUCAAACUGACUGAGGAAAUGAAAAGACAACAGCAGGAACACAGAAAAGAGAUAACAGUUUUAGCAAAAUCGUUCCAGAAGUUAGCAACUCAGUUUGAAGACCAGAACAAGAUCGUGCAUGAAGUACAGAAAAAGCAGUCUGAGAAUGAGCAGGCCUCAAAAUCUACUAACCAGGUGAAAAAUGUUUGCAAAGUGCAGCUAGUAGACCCUGCCAAGUCGUCAGGUCAAAGACAAAGACAGACGACCCACAAGCCAGUGACAGCAGCAAUGACUUUUUCGAUGAAAGACAACACAUCGAAAAGAAAGUGACAGACUGCCUAAGUAUGAUGUUUGUACUCUCUAAUAAACCUCAAGUGUUACAGGAAAGAACGAACACCAAACUGACCUUGCUAUUGGAAGAAAUCCAA